Messenger RNA from Labeo rohita (rohu), 3012 nucleotides. RefSeq names its product adenosine deaminase tRNA specific 1 (gene adat1). Gene Ontology annotation, molecular function: RNA binding; adenosine deaminase activity. Lineage: Eukaryota; Metazoa; Chordata; Actinopteri; Cypriniformes; Cyprinidae. Gene Ontology annotation, biological process: RNA processing. The record is from RefSeq and is a predicted model, not a curated record.
CCUGCUCUGGGCGCGAGACUCCUGCCAAAGACACGAGAAUGCGCAUGAAAACACAUGUAUGACCCACUGCAGUUAUACUGGAAUCCAUAACUCGCAUAAGCGUCUAACCAGCUUAUCUAAUAAACUGCCCAGAAGAGGAAAGCCAGAGACGGGCAGAGAGUGGACUCUGCUGGCUGCUGUAAUUCUACUAACUGACAGUUCAGACCAGAAGACAGUUCACAAGCAGGUUGUCUCUUUGGGGACUGGCACCAAAUGCAUCGGACAGUCUGCAAUGAGUAAGAACGGGGACAUUCUGAAUGACAGUCAUGCGGAGGUUAUUGCUCGGAGGGGAUGUGUCAGGUAUCUGACGGAGCAGCUGGACAGGGCUGUAAGUGGCCAGAGCUCUGAUAUUUUCUGUCCAGGAUCUGAAGAGGGAAAAUGGACAGUUAAACCGGGAGUUUCUUUCCUUUUUUUCACUAGUCAAACACCCUGUGGUGAUGCCUCCAUAUUUCCUAUGACUGGCAGUCAAGCGCAACCCUGCGAGCCAGUGAAGGCAAUCCAGAGCGAAGAAUCAGAGAGACGAGGCCUGAAACGGCACGCUGAGAGUGAUCUGGAAGAGACCCGGCAGGGUCAAAGAAUAAAGACACUUGACAGCCAUUCACCUCACAGAAAAUCAGUGGAUACCGAAAAGCAUGAUGUUAUAGCAGAAAACAAAGAAAGUGAUCCAUCAAAUGAAGUCUUGGACUGUCAUCCAGAAGUAGAGAAAGUCCAACCAUCUGACCUCCAUCGCACUGGGGCAAAGUGUGUCCCUGAUGCUCCAGCCGACCCGCUCCAGCCUGGGUUACUUUAUCACAACUCUGGGGUUUUGCGAGUGAAGCCGGGACGUGGGGAGCGCACGCUUUCUCUCUCGUGCAGUGAUAAACUGGCCCGGUGGGGUGUUCUGGGCUUCCAGGGCGCCCUCUUGUCUCAUUACCUGCAAGAGCCGGUCUAUUUCAGAGCUGUGGUGGUUGGAAAGUGUCCGUACAGCCAUCAGGCAAUGCAGAGAGCAUUGAAAACACGAUGUUCUGAUGUGAGGGAUUUGCCAUCAGGUUUCUCCGUACACGAUCCAGAGAUUCUACAGUCUGGUCUGGAAUUUCCUCACAACCACACUCACACCGAGUCCAAACACACACACACACAGGGCAGAAUAUCUCCGUGUGGGGCAGCUAUCAGCUGGUGUGCCGUAUCCCAGCAGCCUCUAGAUGUCACUGCCAACGGUUACAAACAGGGAGUGACUAAAAAAGCUCUGGGCACAUGGCAAGCAAGAUCUUUAAUCAGUAAAGUGGAGCUCUUUCAUUCAUUCCUGAAACUGGUGGCAGCAACUGAAGACUCGCAGCUUCCAGAGUCCCUCCGUGGAAAAGAUUUGAAGACGUACUGGGACUACAAGCAGGCUGCAGGGCCGUAUCAGCAGGCCUGGACACAGCUGCGUCUGCAGGCCUUCCCGCUGUGGCCCCGCAGCCCACGAGAACUGCUGCUGUUUUCCUAGAGGACUCGACCGUAUCAGUAUCCUGAAUGAAGCGCAUGAAUAGACGCAGUAUGUUGUACUAAAGGCUCCAGCAGAGUUCACAUAAAUGUGACUGUCUUUCUGUUAACUAAGUGUACUUGAAACAACAGAACUGUAAAAGCAACUUUUUAGGAUUUUGUAGGCAAAAUUUAGGAUUUACGUACCAUUCCCAACCUGUAUGAUAUUCUGUCUAUUCUCUAUUGGCAGACUCUCACUGUUCUUUUCCAUACAGCAAAAGCAUAUAUUGACCAGGGGCUUUUGACCAAAAAUGAGCUGAAAUUUAAGUCGUUAUUGACUGAAGAUUUUCUGCUGCCGUAGCUCUCAAAUCUCACUGACAGCAGUGGUUUUCAAAUGUCUCAUGAUGUUUAAGGGGAAGCUUUUUAGUGAAAAGCUAUCGUAUAACACUAUCAUACUAUGUAUUAUUUUUUUUUAAAUUCAAAGCCUCAGGUCAUUAUUUGCAUUUGUGGUAAGAAAGAGUAGUUUGAGUAACAGCUGAGUUUUCGGUAUCAGGUGACCUUUGCCUUAAAGCUUACGCUGUGACGCCUCAAUACCAAUCUAAAGUGUAAAAAGUGUCCAAAGGUUUUUGAAAAGUAAAAUUUUUUAUGUUUUUUAAAGAUUUUUUAGUGUUUUUCUGCUCACCAAGCCUGCAUUUAUUCGAUUCAGCAUACAGCAAAAACAGUAAAAUUUAGAAAUAUUUUUACUAUUUAAAAUAACUGCUUUCUAUUUGAAUAUAUUUUAAAACGUAAUUUAUUCCUUUGAUGAAAGCGAAUUACUCCAGUCACAUGAUCCUUCAGAAAUCAAUCUAAUAUUCUGAUUGGCUGUUGAAGAAACAUUUAUUAUUAUUAUUAUUAUUAUUAUCAAUAUUUAAUUUAGUACUUUUAUUUAGCAAGAAUGCUUUAAAUUGAUCAAAAGUCAUGAUAAAGACAUUUAUAAUGUUACAAAAGAUUUCUAUUUCAGAUAAAUGCUGUUCUUCUGAACUUUCUAUUCAUCAAAGAAAACUGAAAUAAUUAUACUCAGCUGUUUUCAACAAAAUAAUAAUAAUAAUAAUGUUUUUUUGAGCAGCAAAUCAGAAUAUUAUAAUGAUUUCUGAAAGAUGUGACUGGAGCAAUUAAACUAAAUUCAGCUUUGAAAUCACAGGAAUAAAUUGCUUUUUAAAACAUCCAAAUAAAAAGCAGUUAUUUUAAGUAGUAAUUUUUGUACUGUUUUGCUGUACUUUGGAUCAAAUAAAUGCAGGCUUGGUCAGCAAAAGAGUCUUCUUUAAAAAAAAAACAUUUAAAAAAAAUCUUACUGUUCAAAAACUUUUGACAGGUAGUGUAUUUUUUCAUACAUUUUCAUAAUGUAGUUUCAAACCUGUAUGACUGACCUCAAAAAUACUUUUUUUUUUAAAAUGUGUUUUAAUUUUUUUUCUCCCUCUGAAUUUUUUCAAAAAGAUGACUUGAAAUGGUGGGUCUCAAUAAAUCAUAUUGACAACUGAUUUUUUUUUUUGUGUU